Molecule: messenger RNA, 1646 nt
Organism: Diachasmimorpha longicaudata
Lineage: Eukaryota; Metazoa; Arthropoda; Insecta; Hymenoptera; Braconidae
Gene: BBS4
Product: Bardet-Biedl syndrome 4 protein
Exons: 10
Coding region: 239-1570 (443 amino acids)
Biological process (GO): cilium assembly; protein localization to cilium
Cellular component (GO): ciliary basal body
Molecular function (GO): protein binding
Source: RefSeq, a predicted model, not a curated record
UUAGGUAAAAUAAUAAUAUGCUUUGGUAAAAAUAUAUUUUUUAUCUCCGCGGUGAUGGAGCCCUUGCAAGCCCCGUGCUUUGAAUGGCCAUCGCCCUAUAGCGCAUAGCGUCGCCAGGGCGACGGUGAGGGUACACAAUACCCCGACAAUACCCUGAGACAGACUCAUUGUGACAAAGCCAUGUUGAGAUAAUUAACAGUGGAUGCAUCAGCGGAGGCUGUCCGAAGACAACUAUUAAAUGGCAAACAAUACACUGAACAACGGGGGGGUUCCCCAUCACUCGGCAAAUCGGCGGAGCGAGAGGUCAAUUGAUAAGUCAAAAAAAGAUAUCCCGGCUAUUGAAAAUCGCAACUGGCUGCUGCAUCGCCACUACACACGUCACGAGUACAAAAUAUCGAAGUACCUAAUUGACCAGGAGUUGACCAACUCCAACGGGCACAAUGAGUACGCGAGUUAUUUGAAGGGAUUGAUUCUUCGGAGAGAGGGGAAAAUUCAAGUGUCCCUUGACUGCUUUCAAAACUGUUAUAACAUCAAUUCUGCAAACGUCGAUAACGUAAAGCAAAUUGCUAAAUCUCUAUUCCUUCUGGGAAGUCACAAAAGGGCUGUUGAUGCUUAUUUGGAGGCUGGAAGAAUGUCAACUGCACCCGAUUGGGAGAUACAUCACAGUCUUGGUGAGUGCUACGUAAAAUUAAAUUUAUCGGAAGACGCCAAGCGGGAAUUCAAGAGGUCGACAGAAUUGACGAAGAAUGAGAUUCCCUACCUAUCGCUGGCACGUCUCUACGUUGAAGAGAACCGAGUCAACGAUGCCAUUGAAGUUUAUUCCACAGCACUCAAGGGUUCUUGCGAGAGUGAGGAUGCUGCCAUUGAACUGGGGCUCGUCUAUCUCAGAGUGGGCGACGAUCAGCAAGCCUUCCAGCAAUUUGGAACAGUCCUGGCGCACACAGCGAGCUGCACCGCGGCUAUCGUGCCAAUGGCUUACAUCAUACAAAUGCAUCAGGAAUACGACGUUGCAUUAUCCAAGUAUAAAACUGCAGCUCAGAUCCUCCCGGAAUCCUAUCACCUGUGGAAUAAUAUUGGCAUGUGUCUGUAUGGCAAGCAGAAAGUUGUUGCUGCAAUCAGCUGCUUGAAGCGGGCUCAUUACCUGAACCCGAUGGCACUCCUUCCGGCGUGUAAUUUGGGAAGAGUAUUGCUGACCACUGGCCAACCAGCAUCAGCAGCAAUUUAUCUAUGCGCUGCUGUAACAGCAGCCCCUAAAAAUCCCCAGCCGUAUCUACUCCUCGGAAUCGCCCUGAAGAAACUGGAGGAUUUGGAGGGAUCGGAGAAGGCCCUCUCCAAAGCUCACUCGCUGACACCCCAGGACCCCCUCACCCUCAUCAAUUACGCAGUUAUCCUAGAGGACAGAGGGAAAAGGGAUCGCGCCAAUGAGAUUCUCUCUGACCUCAAGGACAUCGCCGCCGUUACGACUGUCGAGUCUCAGAUCUUGGAGACUGCCAGGAGUUUGUCCCAGAGACUGCUGACGAAUGCCAGAAUAACUGAAGACAAACGGCUGCUUAAUGAAGACGAGGUUUGAAUGGAAAAUUUGAAUGGAUUUUUUGUACAAAAAUAAAAGAAUUAUCCACCAGCUGGAUAAUUAUCAUUAAUUAAUA